Messenger RNA from Neoarius graeffei (lesser salmon catfish), 4204 nucleotides. Its product is annotated as calcium-activated chloride channel regulator 1-like. NCBI's taxonomy places the organism in Eukaryota, Metazoa, Chordata, Actinopteri, Siluriformes, Ariidae. The coding region runs from base 339 to 3065 and encodes 908 amino acids. The record is from RefSeq and is a predicted model, not a curated record. The transcript is spliced from 15 exons.
AUGAGGUGGUUGUAUGUUUGUUUAUCGAUUUUGUUGUCGUCCAGUAAUGGUUUAAGUAAUAGCUUCAGUCUUUUUUUCUUUUCCUCCGUUGGGUCUUUUUUGAGUACUUCAUAUGUGUUUGGGUCCGUGAGCAUUUCAUUCAUUUGUUUUUCAUAUUGAGUAGUGUCCAGGAUAACUGUAGUCCUCCCUUUGUCAGCCGGUAGUAUUGUUAUUUUGUUGUUCUUUGCGAGUGUCCUGAUGGCGUAACAUCAGCUGAUAAGGCACGUAAUGUAACAUCAGCUGAUAAGGCAUGUCACCACCUGACAUCUGGUGACAGUUCUGAGGAAGGCGGAAGUUUCAUGCUGAAACCGUCAACAAGUGCACUGGGACCUGUUACAGCAAUUCGACUGGAUGGAAAUGGGUACACUGAUAUUCUCAUUGUUAUCAACCCACAGGUGCAAGAGAAUGAAGAACUGAUCAAUCAGACCAAGGAAAUGAUCAUCAAUGGAUCAAAUUAUCUAUUUGAAGCUUUAGACCACAAGGUGUUCUUCAAGGAGGUGAAAAUACUCGUCCCAUCAAACUGGACAACAGGAAAGUAUGAGAGAGCAAGUAAUGAAUCCUAUGAAAAGGGCAGAAUAAGAAUUGACAACCCACAUCCUUCAUUUGGUGAUGAUCCAUACACUCGUCAGACCAAAGGCUGUGGAGAGGAGGGUGAAUACAUUCAUUUCACACCAAACUUCUUGUUAAACAAUGAUCUCAUCCAAGUAUAUGGACCUCGAGGACGGGUUUUUGUGCAUGAAUGGGCUCAUCUCAGAUGGGGGGUAUUUGAUGAAUAUAAUAAGAAAGAACCCUUCUAUGAGAAGCUUGGUGAAAUUCUACCAACAAGGUGUACUGAUAAGAUUUCUGGCCAAUGGCAUGAAAUUAUUAAUCAACAAGCUCGACCUUGCCGGGUCGUUGCAAAUGGCAAAGCAACAUCCAGCUGUGAAUUCUUUCCAGAUAAAGUGCAAAAGACAAAUGCCUCAAUAAUGGACCUACAAAGUUUAGAGUCUGUAAAAGCAUUUUGUCAAGAAGGGGAACACAACAUUGAAGCCCCCAAUGAGCAGAAUAUGAAGUGUUCAAACAAAGCAACACAAACAGUCAUCUUUCAGGAUUCCGUGGACAAAGAUGCCCUACAAAAUCUAACGCGUCUUCCAUCUGCACCACCAAUUCCAACAUUCAAAGUCAUACAGAGGGGACCUCGGGUCGUCUGCCUCAUCCUUGAUGUCUCAGGAAGCAUGAGCGGUUCAAAAAUAAAAAACCAACGCCGAUCUGCCACAGUUUUGUUAAACCAGUGUGUACAAGAAAAAGAGACUGUGGGGAUUGUGACAUUUAGUUCUGAUGCUCAAGUACUAAGCAACUUGACUUUAAUAGAUGGACAGGCUUCAAGAGACAGUCUAAUAAACAAGUUGCCAACAGUUGCAGGCGGAGGUACUGAAAUCUGUAAAGGCCUCAGAAAAGGCUUAGAGCUUCUUCGAUCAAAUGAUAAUGCAUCAAAUGGAGAUGAAAUAAUUUUUCUGACAGAUGGGAUAGCAAAUGAUGAUGUUGGAGCUUGUUUACAGGAAGCUAUUGACAGUGGUGCAAUCAUUCACACUAUAGCAUUUGGCCAAUCUGCCGACCCGGUACUGAAAACCAUGGCAGAGAAAACAGGGGGAGAAUUUAAAGUAGCAAAUGAGUCUGUAGUUUCCAACGAGCUUCUGGAUGCCUUUUGCUCAAUUACAAUGUUUGAUGGGAAUCCAAUCGCUCAGCCCAUUCAGCUUGAAAGCACUGCAAAGAAUGUUGCAGAUUGGUUUAAUGGAACAGUUCCCAUUGACCGGACUAUAGGAAAUAACACCGCCUUUACAAUCACCCAUGAAAGAAGUGCACCCACUGUGUACAUAAAGUCACCAAGUGGUUUGGUUUACGACCAGAGAAACACCUCUAGCAUUGGUAGUACAAUCACUUUUACUGUUCCAGGAACUGCAGAGCCUGGAGACUGGAAAUACAGCUUCCUCAAUAAUGAAUCAACUGCUCAGGCAAUAGGUUUAAUCGUAAUGAGUCGAGCGGCCCGUGAAGAUGUUUACCCAGUCACAGUUACAGCCAGAAUGAACCAACAGACCAGUGAUGGCACCAAACCCAUGGUCGUGUUGGCUGAGGUCAGUCAGAAUUAUAAUCCUGUGGUGGGGGUCACUGUUUGGGCGAACCUGACGUCAGAUACUGGGCACUCAGUACAACUGGAGCUACUUGAUAACGGAGCAGGAGCUGAUGCUUUCAAAGACGAUGGUGUCUAUUCCAGAUAUUUUACAAAAUUAAAACUUGGAAAAUACAGUCUGAAAGUGAGAGUGGAAAAUCAACGUGGAGGAGUCCAACUUUCCUCACGCACACACAGUGGUGCUCUGUAUGUCCCUGGAUAUAUUGUGGACGGUAAAGUGGAAUUAAACCCUCCGAAGCCUACAAUAAAUGUGCCACCAGUAGAUGUGGGAAGCUUCACCAGAACUACAACUGGGAAGAGUUUUGAGGUGGAAGCAGAUGGACCUUCAAACUUUCCUCCAAACAAGAUCACAGAUCUGACUGCGGAAAUACAGGAGGGCAUCGUGCUUCUCAACUGGACGGCUCCUGGUGAGGAUUUUGAUGAGGGAAAAGCGCAAUCCUAUGAAAUCAGAUGGAGUGGAGAUUUGAAGACACUUCAAAAUAACUUCAACAGCACAAAUCUGGUGAACACUUCAGCACUUGUGCCUCAAGUGUCAGGAUCAGCUGAACAUCACUCUUUCAAGCCUAAUAUUACAAUUAAAAAUGGCAACACAGUUUUCGUUGCUGUUCAGUCACUGGACCAACAGUCAGCAAGGUCAGAGAUAUCAAACAUUGCUCGAGCAAAAAGUGAUACCCAAAGUCUCAGACCCUCACCCACUAACCCUACUCCUACCCCUGCCCCUACUCCUGCCCCUACUCCUGCCCCUGCCCCUACCCCUGCCCCUACUCCUACCCCUGCCCCUAAUUCUAAUCCAAGUCUGAAUGUGAAUGCGAUCAUCAUCAUCUCAGUCUGUGUGGUGACCAUCGUUGCAUGUUUUUGAGCUGUGGUCAUCACAUAGACACCGAAACAAAAAAAUUAUGAUUAGUCCCUAGUUUAAUAGAACAAGGUCUACACCAAGACUACAAGCUUAAACAUUCUAUUCUGAUUUAUUCCUCAAAUAUUAUUUUUUUAAAUUUUCCUUUGAAUUUAAUUUGUUAGAACCCCAAUUCCAAAAAAAUUAGGACACUGUGUAAAACAAAAACAGAAUGUGAAGAUUUGCAAAUAUCAUAGAAACCCUACAUUUCACUGAAAAUAGUACAAAGACAACAUGUCAAAUGUUGAAACAGAGAAAUUUUAUUGGUUUAUGAAAAAUAUAUGCUCAUUUUUAAAUUUAAUGUCUGCAACGUUUCAAAAAAAAGUUGGGACAGGGGCAAAAGACUGAAAAAGUUGUGUGAUGCUCAAAAAAAACCCCCCACUAAUUUGGUUAAUUCUUCACACACACACGAGAAAAUACAUACUUUGUCUAUAAAUUCUGUAAAUCUAGUAAUAAUAGAGAAACCCAAUGGACAUGUUGCUGUCUCACUGUACUGGUGAAUGUAAAAGUGCAUGCGCACACACACAAAACUGUUAAAACUGAGGUAUCAUACGUUGCUCGAGCAACAAAUUAUGCUCCAAGUCCCAGACCCCCACCCAUUAACCCUACUCCUAACCCUGACUCUAAUCAAAGUCUGAAUGUGACUGCCAUCGUCGUCUCAGUCUGUGUGGUGAACAUAGUGGCAUAUGUUUUAGCUGUGGUCAUCGGGCACUUAACUGAUCAUAACUCCGAUAUACUUGUUGUACAAAUCAAUUAAUAAUAAUAAUAAUAAUAAUAAUAAUAAUAAUAACAACAACAGUAAAAUUGAUCAUUCUAAAGAAAUAAUAGAAAUAAACAAACAGGUUGUUUAAUGAUUUAAUGGCUGCUCUAUUUCAUUAAAUUAUUUAAUAAAAGGGGGAAAAAAAGAAACAGUUUAAUGACCAGUAACAUUAACACAAGCAUAUUAAGCAUACCAUGUACACAGUGACCUGCACAAGUAUUCACUUCUCUUGAGCUGGGAUUAUGUUAUAGAUUUAUUUAAAUGUUGGGAGAGGGUUCUCACUGGGUUCUCUGUUCCAUUUCAUUAAUUAUUUAAUAAAAAGAUAUAAAAUUCAUCUCAUUGCAAA